AUGCAGGACAGCCCCCAGAUGGUCCUGGGGGACACUUUCCUGAGAGCGUCCUCGCCGCCCAAUGGUCAAGACAUCUUUCAAGAAGGGUCCCAUAAAUUUCUCUGCAGAGAUGCGGAAGGAUGGGGGCCGAUAAGCUCGGCGCGAAAUGAUUUCACUCCGUGCUUCCUGGAAAUCAGCAUCGCCUCCGUUGCUAUCUACGGACUGCUAUUCGGUGCAGGCGCGAUCUGGAUCUUGUCCAAGAAUGCUGCGCAGCCAGUCAAGAAGAAUUGGCACUUCUAUGCUAAACUGGCGGUGAUUUUCGCGACCAUCGUGACCACAGGACUCCAAAUCUUUUUUGAAGUUUACGCAGGGACCAGAUUAAACGACAUCCAGAUUUGGUCCACGAUCUCCGUGUUGAUUUCCCUGGGCAUCAUCGUUGCGAUCCAGUAUCUUGAACAUCGGCGGAGCAGACAUCCUAAUGGGGUCGUUUUAUUCUAUUGGUUACUCCUGACCAUCGCCUACGCAUUCAAGUUGCAGUCACUCGUGAGACGUGAGGUCUACGAAAGCGAGGCCAACCGCUUCUUUGUCUUCAUCGCAACUCUUGGUUUAGCUCUGGUGCAAUUUGUUCUCGAGUACUGGGUGCCAAAGAACCAGUCCGAUUACAGUGCGAUCGAGAACGAGUCACCAUAUGAGAGUGCAGACAUCUUUGCUGUAAUCACAUUCUCCUGGUUGACCCCAAUGAUGAAAUACGGAUACGAGCAUUAUAUCACUCAGGACGACCUAUGGAAGCUACCUCACGACAGCACCACCCGUGUCACUGGUGACAACCUCGCUAAACAGUGGGACAAAGAGGUGGCAAGCAAGAAAGCGCCUUCCUUGUGGCUGGCUCUCAUUCGGACUUACCGGGGCCCAUACAUAUGGGGAAUCAUUUUGAAAUGCGCUAGCGAUGUUUUCGCUUUCAUUCAACCGCAACUGCUAAGAGUCCUUAUUGCAUUUAUCGAAUCUUAUCGGACGGACGCACCCCAGUCGCCGGUCAGAGGAGUCGCUAUUGCAGUGGUCAUGUUCUUGGUGUCGACUCUGCAAAGUGUCCUGAUUCAUCAACACUAUCAGAGGGCAUUUAAUACAGGGAUGCAGGUGAAGUCUUCUUUGACGUCACUGAUCUAUGUUAAAGCGCUGAAGCUCUCAAACGAAGGCCGCUCCUCGAAAACGACUGGCGACAUCGUGAAUCAUAUGUCGGUUGACCAGCAGCGUAUCUCCGAUUUCGCGUCAAGUGGUGCACAGCUUGUAUCUGGUCCGUUCCAAAUAAUCAUCUGUUUGGUAUCCCUGUACCAGCUUGUUGGACCGAGUAUGUUUGCCGGGGUUGGUGUGAUGGUAAUUAUGAUACCUCUGAACAGCUUUAUCACUCGGUCCAUGAAAAGGGUGCAGAUUACGCAGAUGAAAAACAAAGACGCCAGAACCCGCCUCAUGACCGGUAUUCUUAACAAUAUGAAGAGCAUCAAGCUUUACGCGUGGAGCGAGGCCUUUAUGACGAAGUUGAAUCAUAUUCGAAACGACAUGGAGCUAAAGACUCUGAAAAGAUUCGGUGUCAUGCAAGCUUUCGCAAACUUUGCAUGGAAUCUGGCUCCUUUUCUAGUUUCCUGUGGCACUUUUAGCAUCUUUGCUCUCACAAGUGGUCGUCCUCUUACCACAGACAUCGUUUUCCCCUCCCUCACGCUUUUUAAUCUACUCGCCUUCCCACUCGCUAUAUUACCAAUGACGAUUACUGCGACUGUGGAAGCUGGUGUUGCAGUCAAACGUAUCACAGACUAUCUUAUGGCCGAGGAGUUACAAACGAAUGCUGUCGACGUUGAAGAUCGUGUUGAAAAUGCUGGAGAGGUGUCUAUCGAAAUCUUGGACGCUUCCUUCACGUGGGACAGACACCAAGGAGAGGAUGGCCAGGUCUUGAAGAAUCUCCACUUCAAAGCUAGAAAAGGAGAAUUGAGCUGCCUUGUGGGUCGGGUGGGAUCUGGCAAGUCAUCAUUGCUACAAGCUAUCCUUGGUGAUCUCUGGAAAGCAACUGGUCGGGUAAUUGUCCGUGGACAGGUAGCCUAUGUUGCCCAGACGCCCUGGAUUAUGAACACAUCCAUCAAAGAGAAUAUUCUUUUUGGCCACCGAUGGGAUCCCGAUUUCUACAACCUCACUCUGGAAGCCUGUGCACUACAGGAUGACAUGAAGAAUUUGCCCGACGGUGACAGGACUGAGGUCGGUGAGCGAGGAAUUUCACUCUCAGGGGGUCAAAAAGCCCGACUGUCCCUCGCCAGGGCUAUCUACGCCCGGGCAGAUAUUUACCUCUUUGACGACAUUCUCUCGGCGGUGGAUCAACAUGUUGGACGGCACCUGAUUAAUCGUGUUCUCGGAAAGGACGGCAUCUUGAGCACCAAAACUCGGGUGCUCGCGACGAACACACUCAGUGUCUUGAAGGAAGCGGACUUCGUGACACUCCUUGCAAACAAAACUCUCGUCGAGAGCGGUACAUAUGCGCAUCUUGUGGCUGCGAAUGGAGAAGUAGCCAGACUCCUCAAAACCGGCGUGAAGAACUCCAACAAUAAGAGUUCAAGCAGUGGCUCCAAUACCCCCCGCAAAGUUAAUGAGCCGGAUCAGGAUGCUUCUGACUUUGAGCAAGAACCUCCGACUCCGCUUCUCAUUCCAUCAGGUGCUGCCACUCGACGUGGAAGUACCGUCACACUCCGCCGCGCAAGUACUGUGAGCUGGCAUGGCCCAAAUCGCAAGCUAGGGGAUGAAGAAACCGGUAAAUUGAGGACGCGGAAGAAGGGGGAAAGUUCUGCUCAAGGCAAGGUCAAAUGGGCUGUGUACUGGGAGUAUGCCAAGGAAAGCAACAUCGUUGGCGUCUUGUUUUAUUUCAGCGCUAUUUUGGCGGUUCAAACUGGGCAAGUUGGCAGUGGUUUCUGGCUGAAAUAUUGGUCGGAGAGUGGAGAUCGCGGUGAUUCUCCCACUGUCGGCUACUUCAUCGGAAUCUAUUUUGCCCUCGGUAUGGCGUCGGCUGCGAUGGUUAUUGUGCAAAAUCUGCUUUUGUGGAUCUUCUGCGCAAUUGAGGCAUCUCGAAAGCUGCACCAACGCAUGGCUUUCUCCAUUUUCCGCUCGCCCAUGAGCUUUUUUGAGACGACCCCCUCCGGACAGAUUCUGAAUCGCUUUUCCAGUGACAUUUAUCGCCUUGAUGAGGUACUCGCCCGCGCAUUCAACACUUUAUUCAACAACCUGAGCAGACUGCUAUUCACGACUGUUGUUAUCUCAAUUUCCACCCCUGCAUUCCUCUUUGUUAUUGUUCCUCUAAGUUGGAUCUAUCACCGCUACCAAAGAUAUUAUUUGCGGGCCUCGCGCGAACUCAAACGACUGGACAGCACCUCCAAAAGCCCAAUAUUCGCCCACUUCCAGGAGACUCUCAACGGUACCUCAACGAUCAGAGCCUUCAGGCAGCAAAAUAUAUUCUCCCUUGAGAAUGAGUGGUAUAUGGAUGCUAACCUGCGCGCUUAUUUCCCGUCUAUUAAUGCGAAUCGUUGGCUGGCAAUUCGCCUGGAAUUCAUUGGAUCAGUGGUCAUUCUCGCAGCUGCAGGGCUAUCGGUCCUUUCAGUGGCAACUGUUCCCAACUCGACCCUUUCGGCUAGUAUGGUCGGCCUUGCAAUGUCUUAUGCUCUUCAAAUCACCCAGUUCUUGAAUUCUCUUGUUCGACAGACCGUCGAGGUGGAGACAAAUAUUAUCUCGGUUGAGCGUGUGCUCGAGUACGCUAGCCUGCCUAGCGAAGCUCCCACCGUGAUUGAGAACAAACGCCCACCUAGCAGCUGGCCCGUAGAUGGAACCGUCUCUUUUGAAGACUACAGCAUGCGUUACCGCGAGAAUCUUGAUCUUGUGUUGAAAGGCAUUACCAUCAAUAUCAAGCCACACGAGAAGAUUGGUGUCGUUGGCCGUACAGGUGCAGGCAAAAGCUCUCUUACUCUGGCCCUGUUCCGCCUUGUCGAACCCGCAGGUGGUAAAAUUGGUGUCGAUGGCAUAGAUGUGUCCACUAUCGGUCUCGAUGACCUGCGGAGUCGCCUAGCCAUCAUUCCCCAAGAUCCCGCCAUCUUCGAGGGUACUAUCCGAGAAAAUCUAGACCCCCAUGGAAACCACGACGAUACUGACCUGUGGCGUGUGCUUGAACAAUCGCGGUUGAAGGACUACGUCGAGCAGUUGGAGGGCAAACUUGAUGCAAAGGUACAGGAGGGAGGUAUGUUCACCAUGACAGAAUCAAGUGACCGCUCCAUGAUUUGUGACUUUGAUUUGACAAAUCUUUCGACAGGGUCGAACCUGAGCCAGGGCCAGCGCCAACUUGUAUCUCUUGCUCGGGCAUUGUUGACUUCGAGCAAUAUCCUCAUCCUAGAUGAAGCUACGGUAAGUUUUCCCAGUGACCCAAGAAAGGCUCCUCCACGCAGUCUGAUUGACAUUUUGAAACAGGCCGCCGUCGACGUGGAAACAGAUGCCGCUCUCCAGCAAACCCUUCGGAGCGAUGUCCUGAAGAGCCGCACAAUUAUCACCAUCGCACACCGUAUCAACACCAUCAUUGAUUCGGACCGAAUCCUUGUACUGGACAAAGGCAAGGUUGUUGAAUUCGAUACCCCUACCAAGUUACUCAAUGAUCGGGGCGAGUUCUACGAGUUGGUCAAAGAAGCGGGUCUGCUAGAGGAAGGAGAAGAGGCGGCCAUACUAAUGGAUUGA
Molecule: messenger RNA, 4725 nt
Organism: Penicillium cataractarum
Lineage: Eukaryota; Fungi; Ascomycota; Eurotiomycetes; Eurotiales; Aspergillaceae
Exons: 7
Coding region: 1-4725 (1574 amino acids)
Biological process (GO): transmembrane transport
Cellular component (GO): membrane
Molecular function (GO): ABC-type transporter activity; ATP binding; ATP hydrolysis activity
Source: RefSeq, a predicted model, not a curated record